AUGAACAAUACUCUCUCGCUAACCUCAGACCCAUUCACCAUCACCUAUCCAACCGCCGUGCAGACAUCCCUGAACUCUGGAGCGUCUUUCGCAAAAUUCGACUACUCCGGAAGGUUCGUCGCAGCGGGAAGGCCCGACGGGAUAGCCAUCAUAUGGGACCUCGACACCAGGGCUCCAGUGCGGUGGCUGGACGGUCACGUCAAAGCGAUCACCAGCGUAGACUGGUCAAGGAAUUCAAGAUAUGUGCUGACGUCGUCGAAAGACUGGAAUAUAUCUGUUUGGGACCUCGCAUCAGAGACGGACCCAACGCGCCGUGAAGCUAUCAUUCGCUUCGACGCGCCCAUCGUGUCUGCCUCGUUCCAUCCAAAAAACUGCAAGAUUAUUUUGGUCUUACUGGGAACUGGUGAAGCAUACCUCGUGGACCGUCGUAAAGAGUACAGGGGCCGCUUCGAGCUCUGUGAGGUACAAGGGGAUAGUGAUGAUGAAUCUCAAAUGAACCGUACCAGCUCUGGAGUCACGGUUGCACGCUUUGACCCCACAGGCCGUUAUAUCUUCCUAGGGAUGUCGUCUGGAUACGUGCUUGUAUUCAACACGCGCACAAAAGCGAUGAUAGCGCGGCAUAAGAUUGCAGGCGCAGGUAUUAUCAAGGGUCUCGAGUUCGCAAAAGCUGGACGUCGACUCGUCACAAACUCGUCUGAUCGCAUUUUAAGACAAUUUAAUCUGCCAGUGUACACGACUCCAACCACAGAUGCAGAAUGCCUCGAGCAAGAGCUUGAGCCUACAUAUCGCUUCAACGACCCCAUCAGCAAGACCGCGUGGCUCGCGAUGUCAUACAGCCCGGAUGGGGAAUAUCUCGCAGGAGGCGCGGCUGACAAUGCUGCACACAAGAUAUACAUAUGGGACAUUGCCAACGAAGGUCAAUUCGCUGCGGCUUUGGAUGGUGGGCGUGAACCACUGCUGCAUGUUCACUGGCAUCCCAACAAACCUGCCAUCGUGUCAACGACCAAUCAAGGAAAUGUUCUCAUCUGGCACUGUCCAAGGGAAGAACGGUGGGGUGCCUUUGCGGGCGGCUUUGAAGAGGUCGAUGAGAACGUGGAAUACGAAGAACGAGAGGAUGAGUUUGACAUCUCACAGGAGGAUGAGAGCGAACUUGCGCUGCGCAAAAUGAAGGCAGAGGAGGAGGAAGUCGACAUCUUGGGGCUGGCGGAGGACCCAGUCCUCCCCGCGGAAGCACUCCAGCGCAUAAACGAAGAUGAUCCCGACAUUGCAUGGGCGCUGGAAGAGCCAGACGAUGACCUAUCUGGAUGGAGAUUUAAAGUGAUGAUUGAAGAUGACACGGACGGAAUGUAA
Postia placenta MAD-698-R-SB12 is the source of this 1350-nucleotide messenger RNA. RefSeq lists its product as hypothetical. Lineage: Eukaryota; Fungi; Basidiomycota; Agaricomycetes; Polyporales; Adustoporiaceae. The transcript has 10 exons. The coding region runs from base 1 to 1350 and encodes 449 amino acids. The record is from RefSeq and is a predicted model, not a curated record. Gene Ontology annotation, cellular component: Set1C/COMPASS complex. Gene Ontology annotation, molecular function: protein binding.